UCAUCCGUCCAUUCAUGUAUACUCUAGUUUUGGCGCGCAGUCGUUGAAGCUCUUGGGCGAAGUGGUAGCGCUGUCAAGUAGAUUUUUGUCGCUCGUUUGUUUGCUAUUCCUUGUGAUGGCUCAGGGCGAGGAAGUAGGCGCCUGCUUCCUGUGGACAGCCUAUGAUCCAUGUGUUCAAGAUGCAGUCGUUGAAUUCGUUAAAUCGGAAGCAGGACCUAACCGUCAAGUGCAUAUCUUGAGAACAGAGUCGCCUUCCGACGACCUAAAAACCUCUACACUCUUUGGAUAUAUCGUGAACUCUAUUCGUAAACGCGAACUGUUCCCUAAUUGGCGUACGACCGUGCUGGCCAUACCAGAACACUUCAAGGCUCUUCACUUAUGCACCGCGCGUGUGAAUCAGAGGUCAGGCAAGUUUUAUGCCCUCGCAAGCGAAGUCAUGUACGCAGACUUCCUUUACAAAGAGCACCUCGCAAGACCGGAUGAGCCUGUGAAAUCAGAGUUCGUGCAAGAGUAUCUCGACUUUCUGUCGCAUACCAACACGUCGAAUGAAUGGCAGGUCUUGAAAGUGUUUAGACGCGCCAUCGAGGAGGACAGCAUGUUUGCAGCGCAAGUUGCCAAGUCAGUUUACUUAGUGCACGGACCUAUCACGACGCAUUUUACCAAAGAAUGUAUCGAGCUGCUAUUUAAAGGCAGGCAGCCCAGACGUAUUGUCACUGAGGCGCCGCUCGAUAUCAGUGUCAACGAAGACUACGACAUCAGCAACGUUAGCGUCCGCGCGGACUUUUCCGUUGUGCCAGAGCCUGAUGCUUCUACCGUGGAGAAGUCGGACUCAGACUCCGUCGAAUACAGCUUGCGCAUCAUGAACGCCUUCCUUCGCAUCCUUGUGAACAGCUGUGACGAACUGGCGCUUGCAACUGCCAUGGCUUCCCCCGUCUUUAAGCUGCCGCACGACGCAUUCAAGGAACUGAAACGUCUCUCACUUCAGAAAAACUCGCCAAUGUGUAAGACAGUGGUAUCCUAUGUGAAGCAAGCAAGGCUAGGCAGUGACAGCCUCGCAGCUCCUGAGUACUGUGCACUUAAACCGUACAUUUGCAAGCUGGCUGCAUUCGUUGACGUCCUGCUUAAGCUGCAAAACGUGGUGGAAGGAGGCCUGACAAUGGUUGCUAUCGAGGUCGUCAUAUGCACCAUCGGGCGUUGUAUAAGAUCAGCAUGUGGACACGGGCCCAUCUGGAAGACUGUGCUUCAUUGUCAGGCGAACCUGGUGCUGCUAGCUCGUAGGUUUCACGAAGAGGAAGACACAGAAAAUCUGGCUGAUGCCAACGACGCAACGCUGGGCACUGCAGAUUCUGCGAAUACACUGCGUAUUCUGCGACGACUUACAGACUUCCUGUCUACACGGCACACCUUCUUCCGUCCUCUGUCGGUGAUGGACAAUCGCGAUGCAAACAGUACACCGCUACGAAUACCACACCUGCUGGAAUAUUUCAAGACGCCAGAGCCUGAAAGUGAGGAUGAUGGAUAUGAUGUACCCCUGAAACAGCGCCUCUUGGAGCAGUUUGAACGUGAAGGGGCAACACAUUUAAUUGCGGCACUUCAUGCUAUGACAGACUCAGGCCACAAGAAGAAGAGGAGGAAGAGCAGCAUUCGCAAACUGCCAGACAAGGACACUUCAUUUGUGUCAGCUCAGAAGGAAGAGCCAAGUGUAGUGCAGAAGAAAGCCACGAGGAAGGGAUCCUCAUUACAGGCAAAGCCUUCUGCUGCAAGAAAAGUAGCUAAGCGCAGUAUUCUCGAUGAUAUAAAUAGUGCAAGCAAAAAACAAAGGCUUUCAAGUAAGCUCGUCUGUGAAGAUCAAGCAAAGAUAACAUCAUUUUUCACCAAGACAUAGUUCAUCAACAGCAAAGUGUUGUUUCAUAAAUUCAUAAAUAAAAUUUAUAAAUAAGAGUAA
Molecule: messenger RNA, 1945 nt
Organism: Rhipicephalus microplus (southern cattle tick)
Lineage: Eukaryota; Metazoa; Arthropoda; Arachnida; Ixodida; Ixodidae
Biological process (GO): negative regulation of double-strand break repair via homologous recombination
Cellular component (GO): chromatin
Source: RefSeq, a predicted model, not a curated record